GCAAGAUGGCCGUUAGUUACUUACGCCGCUGACUCCACCUUUAAUACUCUACCCAUAUUUACAUAUGUCCCGUAGACAUAUGCUUCUACCUAUCACUCUGCACCCCGAAUUACCUCCACAAAACAUGUUUUGUCAUCUACACCGUAGAUUUUUCAAUUCGUCGAGUUGUCUCGCGAAGAAGAAAACCAACGCAGAGCACAGGUGGCUCACGCGGCAGUCGAAGGACCCUUUCGUCAAAGCUUCGCACACCCUCAACUUUCGCUGUAGGAGCGCCUUCAAGUUGCUGGAGAUCGACGACAAGUUCCGCCUCCUACAACCGGGUUUCUCCGUGGUGGACUGUGGAGCGGCGCCCGGAGCCUGGAGCCAGGUGGCCGUGCACCGGGUCAACUCAGCGGGGACCGAUUCAACGUCACCCCUGGGUACUGUAGUCGGCAUCGACCUCCUAAACAUACCACCUCUGGACGGCGCGCACUUCCUGUCCAACCACGACGUCGCCGACUGCAUCACACACGCCAAGCUGCUGGACCUCCUUCCCGGCGGACAGGCUCACAUCCUCCUUAGCGACAUGGCGCCCAACGCCAGCGGCUUUCGGGAGCUGGACCACGAGAGACUCGUCAAGUUGUGCGCAUCUCUGCUGGUCUUGGCAGAGAAAAUUUUGCGGCCGGGAGGCACUCUGGUGUGCAAAUACUGGGAUGGUGCCCUGGCCCGUCAUCUCCAGGACAAAUUCUGUCUCGCGUUUGGGAGCGUUCAGAGUUUAAAGCCAAACGCAAGCCGGAAAGACUCCGCUGAGAGGUAUUUCCUCGCCAGAAACUAUAGGAGACCAGUCAAGGGAUAGACAUUUUUACCUCUACAAGGAUAACAACAUUUUUCACUGUGGGUCCAUUACAUCCAGGAUUGAUUCACGUCUGACACAAAUUGAAAUCUUUGAGUGAAAAAAUUCAAGUGAAUUUGUUCAAAUGCUCAAAGUCUGCCAUAUCUCAGAGCUGCUUUGUUGGAUUUCUUUAGCAUAUUUUACGAUAUUUUUUAACCCUUUCAUGGACUGUGGUCACUACAUCAGAUGGUUAUUCAAAAGUUGACACUGAAGACCUUCAACCCAUUACAGGCAAAGUGACUAUUUUGGGUCAAUUCCAAAACUAUAACUACUGUAUUGUAUUUUAUUAUUUACAGAACAUCAUACAUAUAUUAAGAAUAAACGGGUUAUAACUUCA
Molecule: messenger RNA, 1208 nt
Organism: Corythoichthys intestinalis (scribbled pipefish)
Lineage: Eukaryota; Metazoa; Chordata; Actinopteri; Syngnathiformes; Syngnathidae
Gene: mrm2
Product: mitochondrial rRNA methyltransferase 2
Exons: 2
Coding region: 65-835 (256 amino acids)
Biological process (GO): RNA methylation
Cellular component (GO): mitochondrion
Molecular function (GO): rRNA (uridine-2'-O-ribose)-methyltransferase activity
Source: RefSeq, a predicted model, not a curated record